Cyprinodon tularosa is the source of this 11330-nucleotide messenger RNA. RefSeq names its product xin actin binding repeat containing 2b (gene xirp2b). Bases 341 to 10051 code for a protein of 3236 amino acids. Gene Ontology annotation, biological process: actin cytoskeleton organization; actin filament organization. Lineage: Eukaryota; Metazoa; Chordata; Actinopteri; Cyprinodontiformes; Cyprinodontidae. Gene Ontology annotation, cellular component: stress fiber; focal adhesion. The transcript is spliced from 9 exons. Gene Ontology annotation, molecular function: actin filament binding. The record is from RefSeq and is a predicted model, not a curated record.
CUGUCACUGUCUGCUCGUUGGACAGAGGUGAACAUUGCACUGGAGCUGGUCUCCAUCAUUGACUGGGAUUUUUCUUCUUGCUUGGAAGACCCUGCAGGCCAGGGUGCAGAGGGCUCUUUGUGGAAUUCUAUUUGCUGAGAUCAUAUUUUUAUAAUUCAACACCAUCCUUACCUGCCGCUGGCAGUGCAGGUUCAACCAGAGCAGGAUAUCCGGAAAGUUUUAAACCAGAGGAAUCAGGAUUCACUCUGUGGACUCAGUCUUCAUCCCGCAAUCUAACUUUGAGGCUAUAUCCCAGGCAGCUGUCCCAAAGCGAACAGACCACACCAUCACCAACAGGGUCAUGGAGGACUCGGAGGUCUGUUCCCUACCUGGGGGACUUACAAGCAUGAGGAAACAAAUUCAUACCCAGGAAGCUGCAACAUCACACACUGUAACUCAGUUCAAAUUUCAACACAGAACUGAGCAGGAAAUGUCAACCUCUGAGGUAACGUUGUCAAGUGGAAGCAGACAGGCUGUCCCUGGCUGUCAGCAGCUAAAUGUCCAAGAAAGUAUGGUUAUCUGCAGUAACAACAACCUGUCGUCAAGUUAUGAAAACCACCAGAAUGAAACAGUAUCAGAAGAAGAAUUUCCAAGGUACACAACAAGGGAGCUGAGAGAUCGCUUUGAAAGAACAAUAGAAGAGGCUGCUGCUCAAAAACCAAUUAAGAUUGGACGUGACAUCAGUCAGUCAAAGUGGUCUUCAACUUUGAAUCAAAGUAACAAGCUGACAAGUGAGGUGUGUAAGGAAUUUGCUACUGAGACAACACAUGCUUCAACAAUGGAUGUUGAGGACUUUCCACCUCCUCCACCUGAAGAUCUACCACCUCCUCCUCCAGACUUACUACAAUUGCCAUCAGACAGUGUAAAUAUUCCAGUGAGCCCUCCCUCACAUAAGCCUCUAGAGCCAGUAAACAAACAAGCACACAAUCGAGAAUCUUAUUUCAAGCAGAAGGGUAUGUCUGAGCUGAAACGUCUAUACAAACAUAUUCAUCCAGAGGUUCGGAAGAAUAUUGAAAAAGAGUUUUACAGUGAGUACACAGAAACAGAGAACAACCAGGUAGAGAGACAAGUGUACGCCUAUGAGGAAGAUGAUGUUAGUCCUGAUGAUGUCUAUGAUGAGGAGUAUGAAGAGUGGGAAGAGAUACUCCCUGGAGAAGUCCAAGCAAUGCGUUGGAUGUUUGAAAAUAAACCCCUGGAUGCAAUUAAAGAUGAAAUUCCCGAUGAUGAUGAAGACAACAAGAAAAUUACUAAACAGGAAAUAAUUGUGGGUAAAGAUGUGAGGCGCACAGCAUGGAUGUUUGAGACCAAGCCAAUAGAUGAGCUGGGCUCACUGAAUACCAACUCAAUGGAAUAUAAAAACAAAUUUAACAAAAUUGACAAGGGUGAUGUCCGUGCUGCAGCCUGGUUGUUUGAAACUCAAACCAUGGACACUCUAAACAAACUGCACAAGGAGGAAGAUUUGACCAAAGAGAUUGUGUUUUCUCAAGAGGAUGGAAAUGCUUCUAUUUACAUGAUUGAUAGUAGCUUAAUGGAAAGCCUGGGGCAUACGGAGACUAUUGAUGAGAGACACAUGUUGAGCCUGCGUUCAGUGUUGGAAGAGAUCAAUGGAGAAGUUAAAAUAAUAACCAGCACUUUUGACACUCAGUUUAAAUGUGUCAUUAUGGGACAAGCAAGCCAGAUUCUGGAAAUAAAAUCUGUGCGUAAAAUUGAAACUGAACUGGAGAACUCUAUAGCUUCACGUUGGCUUUUUGACACUCAACCUCUAGACCUGACAAAGACAGAAUUUGUUCCUUUUAAACUUGUCUGCAGUCUGUCAAUGGAGGAUAGCAGCAAGGGAAAUUGGGGUAGAUGGCUGUUUGAGAUAAAGACCUUAAAUUCUAUCAGUGAUUGGAACAGUUUGCAAAUGGAGAAAAAAGACGUUAUCGGUGCUGAAGUGCAGAAGCACCGCUUAGUCUUUGAAACUCAACCAAAAGACUAUUCCACUGAUGUGAGAUCUGAGUCUAUUGAAGAGAUUAUUGGAGGAAAUGUUAGAUCUGCAAGAGAUUUUUUUGAAAGCAGUCCUGAAGUAGCACGGAAGAUAGGCCCUGAGGUUGGAAAACUAAGAGAGGUGGCAAUAAAAGAAGAAAUGAAAGGGGAUGUGAGACACCAGAAGUGGCGUUUUGAGAGUCAGCCUCUAGAACAAAUACGAGAAGAGAAGAAAGAGGUAGUUCGUACUGUAAAUGUUGAAGAUGACCUCAUGCAUGAGGAUGGAACAAGCUGCAGGGCAGAUGUUCGUAGGAACUGUUGGGUCUUUGAGACACAGCCAAUGGAUAAAUUAAAGGAUGACUCAAAUACUUGCUCCUUGACAAAAGAAGAAAUUAUUGCCGGUAAUGUGAGAUCAGCUAGAGAAUAUUUUGAAAUGAUUCCAAGUGAAGACCUGAAGGACUGGGUGGAAGUUGGGAAACUGAAAAAGACCAUACAACCUAAUGAGGAGAAGGGUGAUGUGAGACAUCAGAAAUGGCUGUUCGAAAGCCAACCACUGGAGCAAAUAAGAGAGGAGAAGAAAGAAGUAAUACGAACGAUUGACCUAGAAGAAAUCGAUAAAGUGGAUGUGUCAAACUACAAACAAAUCUUUGAGAGCAUAGACGUAAACAAGAGCAAGGAAUCUCAAAUGAUUGAAAUAGAGGAUGUUAUAUCAGGAUCAGUCAAGUCAAAUAAGAAUCUGUUUGAAUCAGCUGCAUUGUAUGCAAUGCAAGAUAGCUUAGGUCACUUCCAUGAGGUAAAAACAGUACGUCGUGAGGAGAUAGUUAAGGGAGAUGUAAAAACCUACAAAUGGAUGUUUGAAACACAACCAGUUGAUCAGUUUAAUGACAGCAUUGAAAAAUACCAAAUUAUUAAGGGCAUAUCCAAACAUGAAGUUUUGUCUGGCAAUGUCAAGACUGCAAAAUGGCUGUUUGAAACACAGCCUCUUGAUGCAAUUAAGUACUUCAGCAAUAUCGAAGAUGAAGAAGCUAUGGAGACCAGUAAAAACUUUGAUGUUGUAAAAGGGGAUGUAAAAACUUGCAAAUGGUUAUUUGAAACAAAACCAAUGGAUAUCUUGUAUGAAAAAGUAGAGCUAAAAGGUGAAAAUGAAUUUGAGGAAAUAUGUAAGGGAGAUGUCAAAACCUGCACGUGGCUGUUUGAGACCCAAACACUUGAUUCAAUCCAUGAUGAAACUGAAACAGUUUUGAAGACACGCAGUAUAAACCAAGAGAACAUAAGAGGACAAGACGUGAAAAUGGCUUGCUUUCUCUUUGAGACAGAAAACCUAGAGAGUUUGAGUGGGAAUGAGAAAGGGUCUUACAAACAUGUUACAGAGAUAGACAUUGCAUCUGGAGAUGUGUCAAGAAAAAAGUAUAUUUUCGAAAACCAAACAUCAGACAUCAUGACAUCUUCUUCAGAAGAGGUAAUGCAAAACCUCAAGAGAGUUCAGAUCGAGGACAUACAAAAAGGAAAUGUUGUGAACUGUAAAUGGCUCUUUGAGAACCAGUGCAUUGACCAAAUUCAUGACAGCCAGGAGGAAUGUAUGAGUAGUCAAACUGUCAAUGAUGUACAACGAGGAGAUGUCAGUAAGGGUCGGUUUAUUUUUGAGACUUAUUCUUUAGAUAAAAUCCACGAAGCUUCCUCUGAGACUGAAAAAUUAGAAACAUCCAAAAUUGUCUUUGAUGAGGAAGAGAAAGGUGAUGUGAGAAAUUAUACAAUGUUGUUUGAAACACAGCCCCUUUAUGCCAUACAAGACAGAGAGGGAAACUACCACGAGGUCACUACUGUCACAAGUGAGGAGGUGAAAAAGGGAAAUGUUGUUGGAACUCGGUGGUUGUUUGAAACAAAGCCACUUGAUGCAAUAAAAGACACAGAUGAGGUCUACAUCAUCAAAUCUGUAACCCAGCAGGAUGUGCAAAAAGGUGAUGUCAGAUCUGCCAAAUGGAAAUUUGAGACCCAACCUCUUGAUAGAAUUGCAGAAGAAAUGAAACCUUUAAUCAAAACUGUGGAGGACAUUCAAGGGGGAAAUGUUAGAGUGAAUAAACAACGUUUUGAGACUGACAGCUUCCCAGAAGGAUCUAUUACGACUGUUAAUGUUAGUGAAAUACAAAGAGGGGAUGUCAGGUCUGCAAAGUGGAGAUUUGAAACCCAGUCCAUUGACAAAAUAAGAAGCAUGAGCUCUGAAAAUCUAAUUGAAACUGUUAAAAAGGAGGACGUUGCAAAAGGAGAUGUUAAACAUUCUGUCUGGCUUUUUGAGAAACAUCCUCUUGACCAUAUCAAAGAAGUGGAGGAGGAUGAGAACAUAUCUGUCAUUCAAGAAGAAAUUCCCAAAGCAGAUGUAAAAACAACAACAUGGCUUUUUGAAACAACACCAUUUGAUGGCUUCAGUGAGAGUAAGGUAGAAAAGACUGAAAUAUUGGGGAAAAGCAUUAAGGGAACUCUUGAGGAACUUUACAGUCAAAAAAUAGUAAGUUCAAAGGGAAUACUAAUUGAGGCUGAUGAAAUUGGCGAUGUAAGAAUGGCCAAAUACCAGCUCAUGAAUAAGCAGACUCCAGAGAUACAGAGAGAGGAAAUCAUCAGGGGCAAUCUGCAGACUAUUAUGAUGAACCUUCUGAACAGAGAGGAAAAAAAUAAGCAGCAAAUAGUCAUAGAGUCAGAGGAGAAGGGUAACAUAAGUUUGACUGUGGAGCAACUCUUGAACCGAGAGACAGGAAGCAGUAUUGAAAAGGAGGACAUUUUACAUGGUGACAUUCAAGAAGCCAUCAACAAACUCCUAAGUGAGAGUGGAUCAGCGAAACAGGGUAUACUUAUUCAAGAGGAUGAAAAAGGAGAUGUACGAAUGACACUGUAUUCCCUUCUGCAUAAAGACCAGAGUAUCAAUGUUGAAAAGGAAGAUGUUGUUAAAGGGGACAUUAAGAGUGCUCUUGAAAGGCUUACUAGCUCAGACACAACAGAUCAAGCAAUAAAAAUAAAGAUAGAUGACGCUGAAAGAGGAAAUGUCAGUUUUUUCUCCACAUGCAUUGAAUCUGGAGCUCUUGAUUAUCUCAAACAGCUGCAGUUGGGAUCUGAUGAAACUCUAGAUGAAGCAGCUCAAAAAGAGAAGAUCAUUGGGGGCGACAUCAAGAAUACCAAAUCUAUCCUGUGCCAACAACAAAUGCAAAUUGAGCGCACAGUAGAAGAUGUUAUACCAGGGGAUGUUCACAAUGCAUUGAAAGUUUUCAUGUCAGAGCCAACAGUCUCAUUGGAAAGAAUCCAGAAGGAGGAAAUAGUUAAAGGGGAUUUAAAAGCUGCUUUGAGCUCAUUGUCUGAAUCAGUAAAUCAGACAGUGGUUGUGGAAAAGGAGGAGGUAGUAAAAGGCAAUAUCCCAAAAGCUCUGCGAUGUUUGGAAAGGGCUCAGAGACGAAACAAAGAGGUGGAGAAGCCAGAUAUUAUUCCAGGAAAUAUUAGAGGUGCUCUUAGAUCUCUGGAGAAAUCAUCCACCUCAAAAGUUGGAGCUCUUGUUGCUGAGGAUUUAGUUCCUGGAAAUGUAAAGGGUACCCUGAAAUCCCUGGAACUGGCAAAGCAAGCAGUGAGGGAAGUUGAAAAAGAAGAAAUUUUGCGAGGUGAUAUUAACAUGGCAAUGCAAAGUCUACAAGAUGCCUCCAGUGAGAGGAAAAUAUGUCAGCAGGAAAUAGAUGUUCAAGGCGAUGUCAAAGGAACCAUUCAACUCUUCAUGGAGCCCCCAGUAUCACAAAGGACCCAACAUAAAUUCAGCCUUGAAGAUGAUGUAAAGGGUGACGUCAAAUUGUCAAUCAGGUCAUUAUAUGAGACACAGGAGCAAACCCAACAAGAGAAAGAGGAAGUAAUAAAGGGUGAUGUUAAAGGCACAAUCAAAUCACUGAUGGAAACAGCACGGCGGGAAACUCCCAAAGUCAGACAUGGAGCAUACAGAAGGGUUAAAGUCAAGCAAGGCCCCCCUGUGAAAAACCUGAAACCAGACUCCCAGAGGAACAUACAAAAGAUAAAAACAGCAAAACAAGUUGAAACAUUUAAGGAAAAUCAAGUGAUCGCUAAUCAGUCAGAUAAUGUUGAAAUAAAGACAUCCACAGUGGUAGAGCACAAAACUAUUACCCAAAACCAUGGCAUAAAAACUGUAAAAACAGAGUUUCGCAAUCUGAAAUCUAACCAAAAAAGUAUGGACAAACUGGCAAAAGCAAAAGUAAAAACUGACAACUACUUUUUAAAGUUACAAUCAGAGGAGCCUGAUCUGCCUUUACCGCCGCCACCACCACCUGUUACAGAAGCUGAACUUCUUCCUCCCCCUCCCAGUCCUCUUCCACCAGCAGCUGAUACUGACAGUGACCAUCUUCCUCCCCCACCACCACCACUCACUGGGGAGCAAGAUUUCCUCCCACUUCCACCACCUCAGCAAGAACUGGAAGGUAUCAAAGUGCAGGCAGUCCCUGCUUCUCCAUUAACAGCAAAGCGAAUGACAGUGAAAAAGGUGAAAGCUCCUGCUUUGCAUCCAGUUCCAAAGUUGGAGGCUAAAGUAGAAUUAGGUAAAAAGAAACAGGUGCAGACAACAUCUGAAAAAACUGUGCAGAAGACCCAAAAUGAAAAAGAAGCAUCCAUGGACUUUUCAAAAAGAGUCUCCCAUGAAGUCCUACCCUCACCCCCAGAAACCCCUAAACCACUAACAAAGUUUCACACUGUGCCUGUUAAAUUUACACCACCACCAUCCCCAAUUCCACCAGCAGAUUCACCACUACCGUUAAAGAAAGUUUACAUUGCUCCUGUAAAGUUCACUCCACCACCUUCCCCUCCACCAUUCAUGAGAGGAAAAGCAAGUAAGUUCAACACACCAUUAAUAAAAGCAGAGGAGAAAUACAGGAAACUUAAGGACGAAAACACACCCCCAACCACUCCAUCUCCCACUCUCACACAUGAUUCUUUUCGUGCUGCUUUUGAAAUGCUGUCCUCUAAGGAUCAAACUAAACACUGUGUCUCAGGAAUCAUACAAGAAGGAAGUGAAAUUACAAAAGCACAAGCCCACUCAGACUCCUCAGUGCAGGUUUUGGUAUCAGAUACAGCCCAAAGUAAUGUUAAGUUUCAACAUGAGAAAGUCUCUACAGGUUCUGCAGUUAUAUCAUCUGCAAAACAGCAAAUUAUAACAAAUGAGACCACUAAGAUUGUUUCCGGUCAGCAGACCACAUCCAUCUUAGCUGUUGAACAACAUUUGCAGACAACGACAAAAAAAACUGUAACUGUGUCAUCUGAUCAGAUGGCACAGUCUGACCAGACUGAUAAAGUCGAGACAGCUGUCCGUUGUGUAACUGGCCAAGGAAAGAAAGAAAUUAAAAACCAAAAAACAAAAUCAGAAGAUCAAAGAAAAGAUGAAACCAAGACAAACCAAGUACUUAACAAUGUUUCUAAAGAUGAAACAAAAAACAAAAACCUGUCUACAAAUAAGAGCCAAGAAAAUGUGUCAGAUCAGCAAAUCGAAAAGACGUCCACCAAUGCAAAAGGAAAAGUGAGCAAACAAAAUCAAAAGUCAAAAAAGAACAACAACAAACAAGAAGCACCAGUUGAGACAAGCAAUUGCAAUGAAAGUGAGAGGUGCAGUGUUUCAAAAGAUUUCAAAGUGAAACAGCUUGAAGCAGCAGAGAUAAAACCAGAAAUAAAGGAAGAUAUUCCUAUCCCUGCUCUGGCUGCAACACCUCAGAUCAGUAAUGGCAAUCAGCUAGAAACUCAAGCUCCAACAAAGAAGAAGAAGAAAUCUAAAAAGUCUAAAGGGGCUGCACAGCAAGGUCAGAGUAAAGAAAAUGUCACUGAAUCGAACACAGGAACAAAGAGACUAGCAAAUGAAAUGACUCAAAGAGCACAUGAAACAAUAGCAAUCGGCCAAAUUCACAAAGGUACAAAAGUGGAGCAUGUUGAAAUCAAGAGAGAGGCUAUUACCACUGGCACAAAAGAAGAUAAAAAGUCUCUGCAACAAAAAGCACCUCAAACGCAACAGAAGGAAUCUCAAAAGAAAGAAGUGACAGCUAUUCAACAGAGCGCAAAGGAACAACCAAAAGAAAGCAGGAAUGUCCCAAUUACUGUGACAGGCAAGUCAGAGCAAAAUGAACUUGUAAAUCUCACGGAGGAGAGAAUAAAGGGAUCUCAGAGACAUGACGUGCAAGUGUUAAUCUCUCAAAUCACAGAGAUACAAAGCAGUUCAGAGAACACUGUAUCUAAAUCUGUAAAAAGGCUGUUAAACUCAACGCCAGAUUGGAUCAUCACUCCAGAAAUGAAGCAAAAGUUGGAGCAAAGAGCUGCUGAAAGUGAUGCUGAGAAAGAUGAAGAAAUUCUGUUGAAUAUUAGGAAACUUGCAGAAUCCAAACUAAUGGAUCUUGCAGACAAAACAUUUGAGAUGCGCAAAUGUGAGGGAGAAAAAGAAGGUUCUGUCUUGGUGGGGCAAAACAUAUCACAAAUCAGUAUUUGUUCCUCCAAAACAGAACAACAGACCUUUAAAAGCACCUCAAGUGAAAUAAGGAGAGAAGAAACGAGUUUGUGCAAAUCCAUCGACCUUCAAGCUCCAUCACCCUCACUCAGAAUGCGUCCUCCCUCUCCAACAUUUAUAACAAUCGAGUCCAUGCGAAGAAUAGACUCGCCUCAAAGAGUGACUCCAUCACCCACCCUGCUCCACAGACCGCCCACCCCUCCAACACCUCCACCACGCAGAUGUGACACCCCAACAUCACGAAUCAUGAGAAUCACACCUUCACCAACUUUUGAUAAGGCAGAAAAUUUGGCUCGGCUCAAAGAAACUACAGCAAAGCUUUCGCGGGUUGUUACACCCCCACCAUUACUCACCCAUCAAAUUACUGAGAAAAAAUCUGAGGUGGUGGAAAUGCCUACAGCUUUUCAGCAGCAAAUCAAAAUUGAUUCUCAAAUUAUGGAAACUUCAGGGCAACUGAUUGGGUCACUGAACUCAAACACAAACAUCGCACAAACUAUUUCGGAAAAUGAUGUGCUCCAAAAAGAGCCAAAUGCUGCAGAGGAUUCGGAUGAUUCUGAUCUAAUAUCUGCUUCUUUCAAAGAAAAGCGGGAUUUUUUUGAAGGGGCACAAAAAGCAGAGCUUAAUAAGAUCUCUGUGCACAAGGAGCCCAUCACUCUCACUGAACGCCUGGGCCCUGACAUGGUAGAUUGUGAGGCAGAAAACAAAAACACAGAAAAAGAUGAAUCUCUCGGGUCAGACUUGUCAAGCUUUGUAAACAAAACUGAAUCCCCAGAAGAGACCCUUUAUAACAGAGAAGAACUCACCCCACCUGCAGAGUGCCUACACAGUGACACAGAAAGCUCAGAAUGCGAUAAAGAAAAAGCAGGCAUCCUACAACAGGAAAUGCCAAGUUUUAACAUUCAAGCGAUUAGAAAUGUUUUUGAAAUAGAUAAGCAAAACUCCUCUGUUACAGAGGAGAGAAAAGAUAAGGAGGAGAUGGUGUCAAUCCUAAGUGAAACAAGAGUAGACACCUCAGUCCUGGAAAGGCCUCAAGAGACCAAAGAAGGCUCAAGGCAAAGUACCCCCCUGCAUUUUCUGAAAAGGAAUACAGAAACAAUCCUUGCACAACCUUCUGCCCUUGCAGAAACCAAAACAAUCACAGAGCAUUUUUCAGAUGUUGAUGAAUUUGGCAACAAACUAACUGGAACAGUGACAGCUAUCACUCAGCACUCCGAAAGCAUCUCAACCUCUCAGGUCCCUUUUUCUUACGCCGAUGCCGUGAAAAAGAAAGCUGCCAGGCGAGCAGAAACUUAUGAUGAGGAUGCCACAGAAAAGCUGCUGAGAAAUUUUCAUAAAACAUGGACAGAGAGCGAGACAGUUUUCAAGAACCUUGGCUACACUGUUUGUGAAGAAUCAUCGUCAAAAGCUGUGCUACAUCAGACAACGACUGUCUCAUUGGAUUCGGGUUCCGAGGUCGGAGCUCUGCACGAUAUGUUGGAGGAGGGCUUAUCCGAUGGAUGCUCUGAUGGUGGACAGAAAAAAGUACCAUAAAUCUUGUUUCUGCUGUGAGCACUGCAGAAAUAAAUUAAGUUUGGGAAAUUACGUCUCUCUCCACGGACAUUUUUACUGCCUACCCCAUUAUAAGCAACUUCUCAAAUCCAAAGGAAUCUACGACAGUGGUCUUGGACAAAACCAUCCUGGGGGAAGCACUGGACCAAACCCCCUUGAAGAAAAAAAUUAUUUGAGAUAUUCAAUGCAUAAUUCAAAUUCCGUUGAUAAACCCCACAGAGUUGAAAAUGAAAUGACAAAAACAUUUAAUAAAAGCCAGCAGCACUGCAACAAAAUAACCAUUGUUUGGCCCCCACAGGGCGAACCACCAAAGAAAACCUUUAGUAUAGAGGAAGACAUUCAGCUGAUAAAACCACAGUGGCCCCCUCCAGACAGCUCCCCCAUGUCGCCCGAUCUUCAACAUAGAAAGGCUGUUCCCAGAAGUGUCCUUUGAAAUGUGAUUUUUCACUUUCAGAUUGUAGUCAAAUAUGAUAAAAUAUAUAUAAAAGGACUUAUGGAUAAUGUAAGACUGUUGUUGGUACAGUUAGGAAAGUGUUAUGCUGAAGGUCAGAUUAAGUUAAGUGGGUUAAGUAAUGUAAGAAAAGCAAGAGUAACUAUCAGGAGCGGAAAGGAAAACUGUAUAUAUUUGUAAAUUGUGAGAAAAAACAGGGUGUAUUUGUAAGUGGAGGAAAGGUAAAUAAAAGUGCAGAAAAUAUGUAAAAGGUGGAUUUAGAAGAUUUUUUUUGAAGAUUAUUCUCUGUGUCAGUUUAAAGUUAACUGCAGUGUUUGGUUGGUUUUCGAUGAUAGGCAGUUGUCCUGCUGUCAAACCAUUCAGCAUUUAACUUCUGAUCAUUACAAAGUUAUAAUUAUAUCAUUCAGCUCAGUGCUGUUUUCUUCUAAGAUUUGUGUAUCUUAUUUACAAACUAAUUCCACAUCCAUAAAAUUUAAUCUCUCUUUGUUUCCUUCAAUUUUGUAUUAUUUCAGCAGGUCCAGCUAUUAACAGAAAAUUUUUAAGCAUUAGUAUUUGCACCUGGUGUGCUAGAAUGAAAAAAAAAAACUUAAUAAUAUAUUAUUUAUAACAAUGAAAGUAUAUAAUAUAAUUGAAUUAAUUGAGAAGUGUAUCCUACAUUGAACUGAAUAUAUUUUACAUUGAAAAAUGUGUAUUUUUUAAAAUAGACGGUUUACUUUCCUUUGUAAGAGAGCUUUUCUGAUUGUGUCCUGGUCUCAGGCUGCUUCAUCUGAAAUAUUGCUGAUCAAAGGGCAAUAAAAUGUUAAUUCCUAA